Molecule: messenger RNA, 726 nt
Organism: Stylonychia lemnae
Lineage: Eukaryota; Ciliophora; Spirotrichea; Sporadotrichida; Oxytrichidae
Source: the annotation of a GenBank genome assembly
AUGGCCGUUUUGCUGUUCUCAUCCUUCAGUUUAUCCCUUGCUAGGAGAUAAUUAGCAGUUAGAAAUACCAGAAGAGUGACAAGUACCACAAUGCAAGAGUGCUUCAAGUUGACUCUAGGUGUAUUCAGUGAAACCUUAUCUAUGCAAACAGAUAUGGUAAAGGUUGGGUGGUAAACAGAUCAAACCUACAGUACUUAAUCCAAUCACAAGUACUGGAAUGUUAGAUUCAGACCAUAUGUUAAGCCAGAUGUACUCAUCCAAAAUGAGAUCAAUAUUGAUAAGUUUUUCUAUAACUCCAUCAAAGUUGAUAUUGACUCUUUCAUGACAAACGUUUUUGCAGAGACUUACAUUUAUGAUGAUGGAACUAUUUGCUUAAACGCUGGAUGGUAAACAGAAGAUGUAUUAUUAACAGUGGAAAUUGCAAACAAAUUCCAAAACUGCUACAAGACAAUCAUCCAAUCCCUUUGCGACUGGUCUUAAUGGUUCUCUGCUUCAGCAUAACUCUUAGAUGAGUGUGACUAAAGUGACUCUGUCGAUGUAACUCUCUACACAUGGAAUCCAAUUGCCGUAGACUCCAAGAAAUUAUGGUAUGGUAUUGAUACUUAUCCAUCCACAGCUGCUGAGAUUGCAAAAUGUAAACCUGGUGAUAUUGUCACUUUAAAAUUCAUUGGACUUCUCCUCUAUGAUCAAUUAAACAAAAUGCACGAAAAUGAUAAUAAAUAAUGA